ACGUGGCUUUAGUUUACCUACCGCUCCGGAUUUGAUCCACCUUCAGGUGCGCUCCCGCUGCUCCUACGCGCUCCUCCGCAUCUUCACGUGUGUAAUUACUAGCACGUCUGUCAGCGGCAGCUAAUAAAUAGUCAAACGUUCCCGCUUCACUCGUAACUUUGAUAUAAAAAACAACUGAAGAAGUCCCUGCUUUGGUGCUUGAUAAUGAGAUACCUUUCGCUCACGUUCCUGGGUUAUUGGCUUUCCCUUCUGUCAUCGGUAGGCGUGGUGAGCUCUUCGGCAAGAGGCGAAGGCGACAAACUCGAACCACCGACUGUGCUCAUUGCUGUCAUACUGCGAAAUAAGGCGCACGUGUUGCCUUACUUCUUCGGUUACCUGGAGCAACAAAGCUACCCCAAAUCAAGGAUAAGUUUGUGGAUUUACACAGACCAUAAUGUGGACCAGACACCUGAAAUGGUUGACACCUGGGCAGAGGCAGUGUCAAGCGAGUAUCACAAUGUCAACGUAACCAGUGAAGAUGGUGAUGCAUUCUUUCCUGAUGAAGAAGGCUCACAGAAAUGGACAGCACAACGCUAUUGGCACGUCAUACGGCUACGUGAAGAGGCGAUCCAAGUUGCCCGUACACUGUGGGCUGAUUUUAUACUUUUUCUUGAUGGUGAUGCCUUGCUGUCAAACCCCAAAACAAUACAAGACCUAGUUGAGGAGAACAGAACCAUCAUUGCUCCAAUGCUGGACUCCCGCAGUGCAUACUCAAAUUUCUGGUGUGGCAUGAAUGAAAAGGGAUACUACGAGCGCACAGAUGAGUACAUGCCAAUACUUGAGAAAGAAAAGGUUGGUGUUUUUCCUGUGGUGAUGGUCCACUCUGCGACGCUGAUAAACCUGAACCACGCUGACUCCCGCAAGUUGACUUAUCACCCAGAGAAGCUAGAAGGCUACACGGGACCAAUUGAUGAUGUUAUCACCUUUGCACACUCAGCCAAAUUUGCAGCUAUUGAGAUGUUUAUCAGCAACAAGGACCAGUAUGGCCACAUUCUGGCUCCCUCCGAGUCGCCGGCACGCGAGGCAGAGGAGCUGUUAAACCUCAAGCUGGAUGUCACAGUGGAUGGUGAGCCCCUGCUGAUUUCGCCAGCUCUACAGUCCUUUAUGGUGCCUCUAAGGAAGGACACACUUGGCUUCGAUCAGGUCUACCUCAUCAACCUGGAGCGUCGGCCAGAACGGCGCAAGCGCAUGGAAUACUGCUUUGAGGAGCUCGGUGUCGCCUUCAAGUUCAUCGCCGCUGUCGACGGAAAGUAAGUCUGCGGUGCAGUUUGUGCAAUGGUCUCAAAAGCUGCCGAACCUGCGCAACAUCCGGAUGGCCCCGCGCCCCGUUCGUUCAAUCCGUAAGCGC
Molecule: messenger RNA, 1387 nt
Organism: Dermacentor silvarum
Lineage: Eukaryota; Metazoa; Arthropoda; Arachnida; Ixodida; Ixodidae
Product: glycosyltransferase 25 family member
Exons: 9
Coding region: 205-1293 (362 amino acids)
Molecular function (GO): procollagen galactosyltransferase activity
Source: RefSeq, a predicted model, not a curated record